Messenger RNA from Notolabrus celidotus (New Zealand spotty), 3646 nucleotides. RefSeq names its product activating transcription factor 2 (gene atf2). The transcript is spliced from 12 exons. The record is from RefSeq and is a predicted model, not a curated record. NCBI's taxonomy places the organism in Eukaryota, Metazoa, Chordata, Actinopteri, Labriformes, Labridae. Gene Ontology annotation, molecular function: DNA-binding transcription factor activity, RNA polymerase II-specific; cAMP response element binding. Gene Ontology annotation, biological process: regulation of transcription by RNA polymerase II. Bases 227 to 1891 code for a protein of 554 amino acids.
CGGUGAAAUUAAACGGUCUCAGAAUAAUUGUUGACAUCUCUGUUUAAAGUGUUAUUUAGCUCCAAACAUGGCGACGGCUGUGUGUGAACGCAGUGCUCAGGCUAACGUUCCUGGAACAGAUGCUCUGUGUAAUAACGGUGAAGGUGUUGUGUGGAUGCUCUUCAGGAUAAGCUGUCAUAUUUAAAACGGACAAAACAGCUGAAGGGUCACUGGAGGAUAGAGCUAGAUGUCCUCAUUGUCCGUCAUGUAUUCGGACCAAAACAAACAGACCGAGAAGGUGACAUACAAGGAAUCCCUUAAUAUGAGUGAUGAUAAACCUUUCCAAUGUACUGCUCCUGGGUGUGGACAGAGGUUUACAAAUGAGGAUCACUUGGCUGUCCACAAACACAAACAUGAGAUGACACUGAAGUUUGGCCCAGCAAGGACAGACACUGUCAUCAUUGCUGACCAAACUCCAACACCUACCCGCUUUUUGAAGAACUGUGAGGAGGUUGGCCUCUUCAAUGAACUUGCAAGUCCAUUUGACCAUGACUUCAAAAAAGCAACAGAAGAUGACAUUAAAAAGCUACCGCUGGAUUUGUCACCUCUGGCAACGCCCAUCAUACGCAACAAAGUUGAGGAACCUACACCUAUGGAGGCGCAUCGAGACAGCCCUCUGCCUCACCCUGAGUCUACCACAAAUGAUGAAAAGGAGAUAUCUUUGCAGCCAGCCUCACUGCCAACAUCCACUAUAGUCCAUCCUGCAUCCCUCCAAGUUCCCAAUGUACUUCUAGCAACCUCAGAGGCUAGUGUUGUUAUACAGCAAGCUCUCCCAUCACCAACAUCUAGCUCUGUUAUUACUCAAGUCCCAUCCACUAAUAGGCCUAUAGUCCCGUUGUCUGGCACCUUCCCCGUGCUCUUACAGCUGCCUAAUGGCCAGACCAUGCCAGUUGCUAUACCUGCAUCUAUAACAAGCUCAAGUGUACAUAUUCCAACGACAAUUCCUCUUGUCAGACCUGUCACCGUAGUGCCUAACGUCCCCGGGAUCCCAGGACCUCCCUCGCCACAACCACAAACACAGCCACAGACACCAUUGCAGCCCGCCCAAUCAGAAGCAAAGCUGAAGCUGAAAGCCACAAUAAGCCAGCAGAUUCCUCAGGUAACUAACGGAGAUGGUUUUGAAGUCCAGAGCAGCGCUGUAACCCCUGCGCCCUCUUCUCCGGCUCCGCCCCCAACACCAACUCCAGCCCCAGCUUCAGUCCCGAUGGCAGUCCUGUCCCCUCUACCACCUCCACAGACACCCACCAGUGAGGAACCUUCACCACAUAGUCUUCAGCAGCCGGCCACCUCCACCACAGAGACACCUGCUUCCCCGGCUCCCCCUCCACCAAACCCGCCAAGCACAGGGGGUCGGCGGCGCAGAACCACCAGCGAAAACCCUGACGAGAAGCGGCGCAAGUUCUUGGAGCGUAACAGAGCAGCGGCCUCUCGCUGCCGGCAGAAGAGGAAAGUCUGGGUCCAGUCUCUGGAGAAGAAGGCCGAUGACCUGAACUCCGUGAACGGACAACUACAGAGUGAAGUCACCCUGCUGAGAAACGAAGUGGCUCAGCUGAAGCAGCUUCUUCUGGCUCAUAAAGAUUGCCCCGUAACCACCAUGCAGAAGAAAUCUGGCUAUCACAUCUCCGACAAAGACGAGAGCUGCGAGGAGAUGUCCGUCCCAGGCAGCCCGCAAAACGAGGCCAUCCAGCACAGCUCAGUCAGCACCUCCAACGGGGUCAGCUCCUCCUCCUCCUCCUCAACGACCCCGUCUGUCUCCGCCCCAUCCGGCGCCGCCAAUGCCACAUCGAACCAGAGCACAGAGGAGAGCAAGACGCGGAGGGGUGCCACCCAGACUCAGCCUUCAGGGAGUUGAUCACCCUAAACUGUCCUUCCUCUUCCUCCUCGAGAAUCAACACUGGAGCGCUCUCUAAUCUCUCUGACACACAGAGGAAAGAAAUUCUCUCUCAGCUUCUGUUUGGACUGAACUUAAUUAAUUUAUUCUUGUUUAUUUAUUUGUUUAUGUUUGGUUUAUUUUUGUCCUCCAUAGGCAAUGCUUUUUGGAAAUGCAAUGUUUUCUCUGGAAUUGAUGAAGACAAAAGAAAAGGCACUUUAGGUGUAAGAUGUUAAAUAAGUGUUUUUAAAAAUGUUUUGUAUUUAUUAUUGAUCAUCUUUAUUUUUUUAUUUAAUUACAUUGUAUUUAAUUUUUAAGGUUGAUCACUGAAUUGUUAGAGACUUUACCAAAGUGUGUUGGGGCUCACUUUUCAUUGAUUUGCUUUGUUUUUUGUGACUUUUGAAGCACUAUCUGAAUGAGGAAGUUACAUUCAGAGCACUCACUUUUUCUUUUAUAAGUCUCUUUUUCCAUUUUGCACAUUUUGAGAGAUGACGGGUUUACCUUUUUUAGAGUUUGACAGUCCACAUAUGUUAAGUACUGGCAGCUUUUUAGACGUAGAUUUUAAUACUGUCACAUUACACAGAUGUAAAUGGCUGAUUUUAACUUUGAGAUCUUUUCUGUGAGUGAGAUCAGCUGUAGUUGCAUUGUGAAGUUUGAAUGUUUGUAAAAAAAAAUUAAAUAGUCUUAAUAAGGAGCAGGGCUGGUUAGAAACAUGUGAUAUUUCAUUGACAUUCCAUCCGUAGUCUGAUUGUUCCUGAAGCAGUGAUUGUAGGAUUGCAGUAUCUUUUCCAUUACUCAAUCAUGGUGAUGUUGACUUCAUUCAGUGCCAUUAAUGUUUUUGUAAUGAUGACUUCCGUACAUUUUUAACGCAGAUUAGCUUGAGUUGUUCUCUCAGAUCAAGGCUCUCAUGAACAUGGUUUUUCAGUAAGGAAAUCUCUUUGUAUACCCUCUUUUCUUUAUAAGUGACUGUUAAUCGCUUCCGUGUCUUUGGCAGAACACUUCAGUACUUAAGGCUGUUUUCAUGGUCACAGCUCUAGAGAACAUUUUUAGGAAACAUUGUAAAUAACAUGUAUGUGAUCUUUCUAGGUGUUCUGUACUUUGUUUUUUAAAGAAUAGCCCGGGUUCAGUAGCAGAGCCUGUUGAUCACAUGAACUCUGAGCAGUUUAAAAACUGAUCUUGAACAUGGUUAUCGGCCUCUCUCUGCCUGACUGACUCCUUGCAUUUUCAUGUAAAAUGAAAGCAUUCAGAUGUGACCUGGAAUCACAUAAUGUGUAUGAUUAAAGAAGCACCACUACUGCUUGUGAGAAUCGUGAGCAUUUUAUCAUUGAAAUAAUAGUAGGAAGAAAAUCACACUAUGAAGUCAAUUUGCCUUUUCCUCUUAGUCUGUACUGGCUUACUACUGUGUAGUUUUACAAGAAGCUAACACCUUGUUUUCUUAAAGUAUGAUUUUAAAACAUUACCUGUUCUGUGCUAUCUGCAUGAGAUAAUAAUUCUCUGCGAGAAUUUAACUGUUUAUUAGAUAAUGUCUCAGUCAGAUAAAUAUCAUGAAAUAAGUUGGUUCAACUUGAGUUGUGGCUAUAAGUCUAUGAAAGCUUUGGUUAUUUGUUUUACUUGGGCUAAACUGCUAAAAACAGGGGUGUGAUACUGUGUUGAAAGUGUACUCGUACCUUGUGAAAGUUCUGUAUAAAAUUUGAAUUGAUAAGUUGUUGUAAUAAACCUUUUAAUAUCUCUUUAAAA